GCCAUUUACAUAUUAUUGGUUUUUUUUUUUUUUUGUUGAAAUCUUGUUUUUCAGGUAACAGUAACAAUCCAACGCAACAUCGUUCUGACAAUUCGAUCUUCCCUUCUUCAGUUUGAUUCCUUCUUCGUCUUCGUCUUCUUCUUCGUGUUGUUGCUGUUCUUCUCCUUCUCAAUCGUUUCCUUCUAAUUCCCUUUUUCGAUUGCAUUUCUCACUUUUGAACUUCCUUUUUCCACUCUGAACUGCUUCUAAUUCGCGCUCUCCAUCAUCACUGUUUUUUGACAGAACGAUUAUGGCCACAGAGGAAGAACUUGAUCUAUCAGCUUUGAAAACUCAGCUCAGUGAAACAAAUGGAACUUGGAAGCAUGAAAUGGAAAGGCGCCAAUCCGAAGUAGAUGUGUUGCAAGCAAGGCUUAUGGAGGUAAAGGCUUGCAUAGAAGGGUCUGAGGAUGACUCGAGAAAGGAGCUAGAGGUUCUCUGGCGACGAGUUAAGACAACUUCUUCUUUGUUGACAUACUUGAAAUCGAAAGCGAGAAUGUUGGCGAUACCCCAUUUGGCUCACUCUUCAUGUGGUAUUAAGCAUUUAGAAGGGGUAGGAUUAGUUGACAAAAGCGGAAUACCGCUGUCUGGUUGGUCUAAGAGUAUCGAUCUUUCUUCAUUCGACGGUACUGAAGAGGAAUCCUUGGUUGGUAUUGGCAAGCCAUGUGGUUUAUUGGAUGAACAAGAUGCUGCAUAUAUCGGUCAAAUACUUAAGUCUGUUCAAAUGGUUUCAGAUGUAAUGGAAGCACUUGUCAAGAGGGUUAUUUUGGCAGAAUUGGAAACUGCUGAAGAGAAGGAAAAGGUUCAUUUGGGUCAGGAGGAAAUUAAAAAGAAAUCAAUCCAGAUUGAGAACAUGUCCUCAAAACUGGAGGAAAUGGAACAAUUUUCUGUGGGUACUAAUGGAAUUCUAAAUGAAAUGAAGCAGAGAGUCGAGGAUCUGGUCGAAGAAACGUGUAGACAGAGGCAAAGAGCUGCUGAAAAUGAGCAGGAACUAUGUCGUGUUAAGCGGGACUUUGAGUCUUUGAAAUCAUAUGUCAGCAGUCUCAUUACUGUUAGAGAAACACUUUUGUCAUCAGAAAAACAGUUUCAGACAAUCGAGCGGCUCUUCGAACGGCUAGUUGCUAAGACCACUCAAUUGGAGGGUGAGAAAGUGCAGAAAGAAGUAGAGGUCCAGAAACUCAUGGAAGAAAACGUGAGGUUGAGUGCCCUUCUUGACAAGAAGGAGGCUCAACUUGUAGCCAUGAAUGAACAAUGCAAGGUAAUGGCCUUGAGUGCUUCACAUAUUUAAUCCAAGCAUACCCUGUUCUCCUUGCUCAUCAGCCAGCAUACCCCGGCUUCAUCUCUCUCGGUUCACAAGCCCGGGCCGAACAAGGUGGCGGUCGUGACCAUGAUUUCCGACCAUGGAGGCAAGCAUCAGGUACUCGUGCCGAUAUUGUAUUUGUGAAAACCCUUGUGGACUUUAUUGUGUAGUUACAUAGUUUUAGUUGUUUCAUCUGAGAACUCACAAGGUUUUUCUUCAUUGGAGUUUAAACUUGGUUUGUGAAUCAUUCCCCUGAGAUGUGUAUGUAUGCUUCAAAAGUCGGUAUCCUUCUGCUCUUUGGUGCCUACAAAAACUUCCCCUUUAGCAUUACACCUCUUCUUGUCUUUGUCAGUUGGAAUACAAUGCUCCAAAAAUCCUUAUAAUCAGGUUCUGGGCUGCA
Molecule: messenger RNA, 1736 nt
Organism: Cucurbita moschata (crookneck pumpkin)
Lineage: Eukaryota; Viridiplantae; Streptophyta; Magnoliopsida; Cucurbitales; Cucurbitaceae
Exons: 3
Coding region: 290-1324 (344 amino acids)
Biological process (GO): negative gravitropism; response to red or far red light
Source: RefSeq, a predicted model, not a curated record